AUGCGGGCAGCAGCCAAUGAUUCUAGCCGGGAUACCAAACGGUCACGCGGCAUUCGACAAGAGCGGAUAAACAUCCAAAACACAUUACAAGUGAAGGAGAUCAAUCGAAAACUGCGAAGACCUCAGAAGCUUGAUAAAAUCAUAUCAGUCGGUCUGGCAUCUUGCACCUCUUGCACAUACAGCUCCAUGCCGUAUAAGUCCAAAGGUCGCUGCAAGAAACAGAAGCCUUAUAUCACGGCGAAAGCAACUACAAAACAGGACUACCGACACACUGUUCACGAUCAAGAAUUGAUGAGCUGCCCUGAGGACAAAUUCACGGUGACAGUGGCGCAAGAGAAAGAUCGUGGAAGUAUUUCAAAUUCCAGCUCAACACCACAUGUUCUUAUAUACAACGAGCCACGAGGGAACCAUCUUUCGAUUUCGAAAGAUGAUAUCGCGCCCACAAAUCGUCACUUGAGUGACACGUAUAAUGAAUACAUUCCUCAUAGGGAGCCUGAACUCAGACAUGAAGAUCCAUCUUGGUUAAAUAUUCUGCAUGAAGUCAACAGCACGGACAGCGCUGGACCUAUUAAACAACCCCGUGAGAUGAUAAAGCACCCAGGGCAAGCUAUAGGUGACAAUUUCUGCAAUCGUUCGCCGUCUGUCCCUACACUGCCAUCAAGCAGAAGUAAACUUCAAUUGCACGAGAACAGUGGACAACGUUCCCACCCAAAUCACGUGCGCUGCAAAGUUCUGUCCACCAAAUCAGAACCUUCCACUAUUUACAGGCAGAGAAGUAAACAAGCUGCUGUAUGUUAUGAUUCGAGUCUUUCCGGGUCCAAAAACCCUCUCAGCAGAUACGCCGAAAUGAAUAAUUCUGUGACAACGGUGGAUUUGCCUAACGCGCAAAAAAACUUCAAGUCAUCACCUCCCAGGCACGUUCAAGAUGCUUCUUCUAUAUUUGAAGAUUACACACUAUACGAACAAUGGCAAAAUACCUCAAGGGUGAGGUCUCAUGUAGCUUCACUUCGCUUCACACUUCAACAUAAGCGUCAUGGUCUACGUAUGCUACAAAAUGAGAAAUCUCUUGCAGACGAGGCGUACUUCAAACAUAUUAAAAUGAGGGAACUUCAUAUGCCCUUUCCAAGCAAAUGGUGGUCUGAAAAAACUACAGAAGAGUUGCUUAGCGAUUGUCAGCAAGUCAGAGACAACUAUGGUUCUUUAGAAGAUGAAUACAAUCAGCUUGAGCGUGAUCUAGAUGUACAAGAAUAUGAACUGUCACGACACGAAGAGAAUUUCUAUAGUCAGCUGAGGGACCCUGCACGUCAUUUACCCGCGUCGAUGGAGCACGUGAGAUAUCCGGGGUGGGUGGAAAGACCAGAACACCUCGAACCACAAAAACCUCAAGAAUUGCAUCCGUUGGUGGAUGCAUAUUUUUCAAAGCUCGGGGAACUUGAUAGCUUUCGGGAACUUUAUGAUGAUAUUUUGGAUGAGAAGUUGAGCCUCGAAGAGAAAGUAGACUUGAGAAAGCGGUUCGACAUGGAACCCCUGACUAUCGAAAAUCAGGAGUGGCUAGAUAGCUCCCAAGCUCAAUUGGAUGAUCUAAUCUCCAAGAUUCAAAAUGCCGAGGAGGAGGAAAUUUUUUUACAUCAAAAGUGCUUCUCACUGGGGUUGAUAGAUGAAGCUGGAGAGCCGCUAGAAUCAUCGAAACAGGAGCAAUCUAGCCCAUCUUUGGAUUUAACUCUGAAACCACUCGAAACUCCCAAUCAAUAUCCUCAAUCAUCUCCAUUGUUCCGUUCAGAGCCGAGCGACUUGAAGAGCGUCAUCAAAACAUUGGAUCCGGAGAACAAUCGCCUAACACGAAAUGAGCGAUUUGAUCGAUGGUCACUGGAAAAACUUCAAAUUUCUCUUCAUGAGGUUAAUAUCUACACACAUUGCUUUAAUAGCUACGAUGAAUCACAGGAUCUCAGCAAACUCAAAGAGAAAUUCUGUAAGAAAGAUUUCACAACUGCCUGGUUUGAGGAUGGCUUUACGGAUCGUGAUACAAAACCUUAUGCCUUGACAGCUACCAAUUCGACUUCCCAAUGA
This is a messenger RNA of Botrytis fragariae, 2067 nucleotides long. RefSeq lists its product as uncharacterized. The record is from RefSeq and is a predicted model, not a curated record. Lineage: Eukaryota; Fungi; Ascomycota; Leotiomycetes; Helotiales; Sclerotiniaceae. The transcript has a single exon. Bases 1 to 2067 code for a protein of 688 amino acids.